GUAAAUUAGUGUAUCUUUGGCAGCGCGGGCGCGCGCGCGUCUCGCCAUAUUCAAAAAAGAACAGUCGAAAUAUGAAUCGGAUUCCGUUCAUCGAUUUUCAAAAUGCGAAUUGGUUUUCCGUUGAUUUCAGUUGUUAUUUGACUCGAGGUUCGAAAUUUAAUCGUUCUAUUUUCGUGAGGUUUUAAUCUGUGCUCGUGUUGUGUUGUUGUGCAGUGGAUUUACGUUUUUGAGGUUCGAUUCCGGAAGGAAAAACGAAAAGCCCAGCUUAAGAAACGGAUUAAAAGAUGGCGGUCGAUAGAAUUGUGUGAAAUAAAAGUUAUAUACUUGAUACAGUGACAUCAAUGUGUCGGUUUGAUAGUUUGAUCACUUUUGGUGAUAAAGUGGUGAUACGGACGCCGGGUGAUCAUGGCGAAGGAUAUGAACUUGUGUGUGCUGGUGAUGGUGAUUGUGUUGCAGACGAUGAUAGACACGAGCUUGGAGAUUAUAGAUUCACAUGUAAUCCAAGUGUGGUCAGCUCCAGGCAGCAUGACGCGGCUGCCGUGCGACCUGGCUGCGCCCGUCAGCGAGGUGGCUCUCAUGUUCUGGUUCAAAGAGGGAGAUAGAAUGCCUAUAUACACUGUGGACUUCAGAAACGGGCCACCAGUUCACUGGGCAGUGGCGGGGGAGUUUGGAACCCGAACACACUUUGUCCUCAACGAGUCUGAUCCUUCGUCAGCUCACCUUGUCGUGGAGAAGGUGGCUCGUCAGGAUGAGGGGGUCUACAGAUGUCGGAUAGACUACGUCGAUGCACCGACUAGAAAUUAUAGAGUUAAUUUAACAGUAAUAGUACCCCCAGAAGCCCCUCGGAUAUACGACUACGAGGGAACAGAAAUCCUGGGGUCUAUCGCAGGGCCCUUCAGAGAGGGACAAAAUAUCCUCCUCUCCUGCCAAGCCGCUGGAGGUAAACCAGCCCCAGACGUGUCAUGGUACAAGGGCGAUGAGCGUCUUGCAUUCACCAAAGAAGGCUCUGUCUGCCAGUUGCAUCUACCUAACUUGUCCCGGGAGAUGACUGGUACCAAGUUGCAGUGCAGAGUCGAGCCUCCGCUGUUAGAGCCACAGUUCCGAGAAGUUACUAUUAGAUUAUAUUUAAAACCUCAAUACAUUCGAGUGACCGGUAACGGCGCAACGCGAGCCAGUAUGGACAAGUCGUUCGUGUGCACAACGCGGGGGUCGAAGCCGGCGCCCAACAUCGAGUGGUUCAUCAAUUCGCAACUAGUUGACUCCACAUUGACUCAGGUGGAAGUUGACGGCGAAGUAACAAAAAGCGUGCUGACGUGGCACGUGCGUCGGGAGGACAGCGGGAGACAGCUGUCGUGUCGCGUGUCCAACCCGUGGUUCCCGGCGCACACGCUUGAAGACUCCGUCACUUUGGACGUUAUGUAUCCACCAGUGACCCAGAUAUCCCUAAUAGAACCGAAGGAGCCUCGUCUUCUCCGAGAAGACGAAAAUGCUGUUCUACUGUGUUCCGCCGAUGCCUCGCCGCCGGCCGUCAACUUCACUUUUUAUAAAGGGCCAGAGGUCCACCUAAUCAGAGAUGACCCGAUAGGAGGUCUUUCAAUUGAAAGCAAUCGGUUGGUCAUCAGAGGUCUAAGGAGACAUCACUCAACAGUGUACAGAUGCAGGGCACGGAACUCCGAAGGCAGUGCAUUGAGUGACCCUCUCACCUUAAACGUCUUGUCUCGGCCAGAAUGUGCAGCUGGUAAUGUUAUCCAGCAGCUAGCUGGUGCCCCUGGUGGUGAAGUAAGGGCCAGGUGUUCUGUCACGGCACCGGCGAGUCGUGAUGCUGGUCCGCUGAGGUUCUACUGGACUUAUAACGGCACUAAAGAUGUUCUACCGAUACCAGCAGCUAACGUUACCGUUAUGGGUUCCACAAGUACUGUGAUCCACGGCCUGCCAACAGAAGCUGAUGAGGAUCUGGGCUGGCUAGCAUGCUGGGCCAGUAAUGAUGUGGGCAAUCAACGGGAGCCGUGUCUCUUCAGGAUAUUACCUGCAGCGCUCCCUGAACCGCCCAGUAACUGCGAGAUAGAAAACGACCUUCUCCACUGCGAGCCCGGCCAUGACGGUGGUCUUCCACAGCGGUUCUUACUCGAAGCCUUGGAGGUACGGCAUCGCACUGAAACAGCGCACGAAGACAAUGAAAUCUCCACUAUGAACGACCAGGGAUUCUCGGCCGUUGGAUUGACGGAAGCUGUAUACAGAGUCAGGAAUGACAAGCCUCAGUUCGCAUUGGAUGCUUUGAAUCCGGGGAGGUAUACAUUGCUGGUGUAUGCUGAAACACCACGAGGAAGAUCCCAGAGACCAGCAGCGUUGCACAGCGUCUCGAUACGAACUGCUGAUGAUUUGGAUAGACCUGGUUCCCUUCAAACGAUGACUCCAGCACCGCCACCGCAGGCUCCUGCAGCUGACAACAGUGUCGCUCUACUAGUUGGCGCUGCUUUGUCUCUAGUCUUAGUAACUAUACUGACUACGUUAUGCGUAGCCAUGAUAGUCAUGUGUAAAAAGAAGAGCCGGCCUAGAGAUCCAGAGCAAAGCACUAUACUUAGACGUAACGUUGGUGUGUCCAUGUAUGGUGGUUCGACUAUAUCCUCGAAUGUUGUGCCCACUGUGGUGGUGAGGGGUCACAGAGGGUCCAGGGUCCUGGCUGCGAGGUGGUCUGGAGUCCUCGAUGAUACACCUCUAGCUGUACUGGCGUUGGAUACUAGGCCUCAUGACUCGGAUUCAAGUCGAAGCGAAGACGAUAUCCAAGAAACUGAACUAACGAGCAACGAUGUUCAACCACACACUUAAUAACAAUAUUAUUUUAGGUUUAAACCAAGAAUAUGAACCUUUACUCAAUCAUAAAGCUGAAUAAACUUAGUGAUAUAUAACUUAAAAUAAACUUGAUCGAGCCAUAUAAAAGCAUGAAGUUACAUAAA
Trichoplusia ni (cabbage looper) is the source of this 2954-nucleotide messenger RNA. Its product is annotated as nephrin-like. Bases 406 to 2826 code for a protein of 806 amino acids. The transcript has 17 exons. Lineage: Eukaryota; Metazoa; Arthropoda; Insecta; Lepidoptera; Noctuidae. The record is from RefSeq and is a predicted model, not a curated record.